AUGGCGAGUGCCGGGAAUGAUAGAUUAAAGGUUAUCCACAUUGCAGGUGUACUGUACAACCUUCAGGACAAGUUACUCUACUAUCCUGAAGAGCCGGCACACUCCAGGAUCUACGUAGAACUUCCUCAGGGCCUCAGUUACGAGAACAUCUUCACACACACCUCUGACGGGGUACAGAUCAACAUGGUUCUUAUAAAACAGCCACAGGGAAGGUUUGGAACGGCACCUACCAUGGUUUUCUUUCAUGGGAAUGCUGGAAAUAUUGGGCAUAGAAUGAUGAAUGCUCACUGUUUGUACCUCUACUCUGGCUUCAAUAUUCUGUUGGUGGAAUACAGAGGCUAUGGUAAAAGUCAAGGAAGCCCAUCAGAGGAAGGUCUGUACCUGGAUGCCCUAGCAGCAAUGAAAUAUAUUUUUCAAAGAGAAGACAUUGACCACUCUAAAAUAGUUGUGUUUGGGAGGUCUCUGGGAGGGGCGGUAGCUAUAUAUGUAUCUACCCAUCCACACUAUAGCAGGAAGAUCUUUGCCGUGAUUUUAGAGAAUACAUUUACCUCCUUGCCGCAGGUGGCUAAGGCAUUAUUUCACUUAGGUUUUCUACAAAGAUUACCAAACUGGAGUUUUAAAAACCAGUAUCCAUCUGUGAUCCGUAUCAGACAACUGCAGCUUCCUACUCUGUUCUUGUCAGGACAGAGCGAUAAUCUCGUCCCGCCUGCCAUGAUGAACGAGUUAUACGAUAAAUCUGGCAGUAUACUAAAAAGACUGGUGAAGUUUCAAGGAGCCUCCCAUAACGAAACAUGGCAGAGCAACGGGUACUAUGAUGCUAUAAAUAACUUUAUGAUGGAGGUAUACAAAUCUAAGGUUGUGAGAUCGUCUGCAGACACAAGGUUAGAACUAGGUGACGGUCAAGGUGAUCAUGUGGAAGGGGAGGUCAAGGUCAUCUAA
Molecule: messenger RNA, 939 nt
Organism: Lingula anatina
Lineage: Eukaryota; Metazoa; Brachiopoda; Lingulata; Lingulida; Lingulidae
Product: protein ABHD13-like
Cellular component (GO): membrane
Molecular function (GO): palmitoyl-(protein) hydrolase activity
Source: RefSeq, a predicted model, not a curated record